Cuscuta campestris is the source of this 792-nucleotide messenger RNA. The record is from the annotation of a GenBank genome assembly. NCBI's taxonomy places the organism in Eukaryota, Viridiplantae, Streptophyta, Magnoliopsida, Solanales, Convolvulaceae.
GAGCAAAAUCCAUACUAAACUUCUCACCAACAGGCUCAAACCCCUCUUACCCAAACUCAUUUCAAAGGAGCAAGGAGCAUUCCAACUUGGAAAGGACAUUGCUGACCAAAUACUCCUCACCACAGAAAUGCAUCAUGCCCUGGAUAGGAAGACAAAUGGAGGCAAUCUCAUUAUCAAAGUGGACAUGGCAAAAGCCUUUGACAAACUGAGUUGGGAAUACCUUGAGGCUAUUCUGGCAGCUUUUGGAUUCUCAUCCAAGGUUAUCACCCUCCUCAUGAGCAACCUCAAAGCCACAUCCCUCUCCAUCCUUAUAAAUGGACAACCAGCAGGUUUUUUCCACAUGGAGAGGGGCAUUAAACAAGGAGAUCCACUAUCUCCCUUGCUCUAUAUCCUUGCAACAGAAGGCCUCACCCGCACCUUGAAUCACCACCUAAACAAUUCUUAUCUAACCCCUUUUAAUGCAGGAUAGGUUCCAAGGAUUUCACACCUAGCUUAUGCAGACGAUUUAAUUAUAUUUGCCAAUGGUCACUAUAGGAAUGUUCUCCGGCUCAAAGGGAUCAUCAACACCUAUCUUCAAGCUUCUGGCCAGGACAUAAACCUCAACAAAAGCAGAUUCUACUGUGGGAAACAUGCAAGGCAAGCAGCCAUUACAGCAACAACAAGAGCACUAGAGAUGAAGCAAGGAAUAACACCGUUGCAAUACUUAGGAGCUACAAUCACAAAGGGAAAGCUUAAGAAACACCAUUGUGGCACCCUACUUGAUCAUUUUGAUAGUCACCUCAGCUCUUGGUA